AUGGGCAACAACUGCGUCGGACCAAACCUUGGUGGGAAUGGCUUCCUUCAAUCCGUUUCGGCGGCCGUUUGGAAAACCCGACCGCCAGAGCAGAGGCUUCCUCCACCUAACGGCGAGGAGAAAGACAAAACUCCACCGCCGGCAAAUGCUGUGAAGGAUUCCUCUAAAACAGAGUCGGGUUCGUUCGGAAAAGGUUCGGAACGUGUUGAUAAUCCUCCCAUGCCAGUUCAAAAUACACCACCUGAACAGGUGAAAAUAGCCGCUCAAGAAACAAAACCGCUUCCGGUUGAUCAUGAGAAGCCGGUUAGACUAGAGGUAAAUAAUACACCGCCGGCAACUAGUACUGCUGGGGGUGGUGGUGGUGGUGAUGGAGGUGGUGGUGGUGAGGGUGAUGCAGGGAAAGCUAAAAAACCUACACAUGUGAAAAGGGUAUCAAGUGUUGGACUUCAGGUAGAAUCUGUAUUGGGUAGGAAAACAGAAAACAUAAAGGAUUUUUAUAGUUUGGGGAGAAAAUUAGGGCAAGGGCAAUUCGGGACAACAUUUCUAUGUAUGGAGAAAGGGACUAACAAGCAAUUUGCAUGCAAAUCAAUUGCAAAGAGGAAAUUAACAACACAAGAGGAUGUUGAGGAUGUUAGGAGGGAGAUUCAGAUAAUGCAUCACUUAGCUGGUCACCCAAAUGUAAUACAAAUAGUUGGUGCUUAUGAAGAUGCUGUCGCUGUUCAUCUUGUUAUGGAGUUGUGUGCUGGUGGUGAGCUUUUCGAUAGGAUUAUACAGAGAGGACAUUAUACUGAAAGAAAAGCUGCUGAACUUGCUAGGUUGAUUUUAGCUGUUGUUCAGGCUUGUCAUGCUUUAGGCGUUAUGCAUAGGGAUUUGAAGCCUGAGAAUUUUCUAUUUGUUAAUCAAGAAGAAGAAUCACCACUUAAGACAAUAGACUUUGGACUCUCUGUGUUUUUUAGACCAGGUGAAUUAUUUACUGAUGUGGUUGGAAGCCCAUACUAUGUGGCCCCUGAAGUUUUGCGGAAGAACUAUGGUCAAGAAUGUGAUGUUUGGAGCGCUGGGGUGAUCAUUUAUAUUUUACUCAGCGGCGUCCCCCCAUUUUGGGAUGAAACGGAACAAGGAAUAUUUGAGCAAGUAUUGAAAGGAGAGCUUGAUUUUCAAUCUGAACCAUGGCCCAGCAUAUCUGCCAGUGCAAAGGAUCUUGUUCGAAGAAUGCUUGUAAGGGACCCUAAGAAGCGGUUGACGGCACAUGAAGUUCUUUGCCAUCCUUGGGUUCAGGUUGGAGGUGUUGCUCCUGAUAAACCACUUGAUUCCGCUGUUUUAUCUCGUUUGAAACAAUUCUCUGCUAUGAACAAGCUCAAGAAAAUAGCCAUUCGAGUAAUUGCUGAAAAUCUGUCUGAGGAGGAAAUUGCAGGACUGAAAGAAAUGUUCAAGAUGAUAGACACAGAUAAUAGCGGACAGAUCACUCUUGAGGAACUGAGAAAUGGUUUAGAGAAAGUGGGUUCCGUUCUAAAGGAUUCUGAAAUUACCUGGUUAAUGCAAGCGGCAGACAUUGAUGAUAGUGGUACCAUAGACUAUGGUGAAUUCAUAGCAGCUAUGCUUCAUCUAAACAAGGUCCAAAAGGAGGAUCAUCUCUUUGCAGCCUUUAAUUACUUUGACAAAGAUGGUAGUGGAUACAUUACCAGGGAUGAACUUCAACAAGCCUGUCAACAGUUUGGCCUACAAGAAGAUCAUCUAGAUGAUAUAAUACGUGAAGCUGAUAAGGAUAAUGAUGGACGUAUUGACUACAGUGAAUUUGUUGCAAUGAUGCAAGACACUGAUUUUGGCAAAAAGGGGAUACAAACAUCAUGA
Molecule: messenger RNA, 1848 nt
Organism: Lathyrus sativus (Indian pea)
Lineage: Eukaryota; Viridiplantae; Streptophyta; Magnoliopsida; Fabales; Fabaceae
Source: the annotation of a GenBank genome assembly